AAGGAAAAGCAACCGUCUCUCUCUCCCAUCUUUCUCCCUCCCUCCCGCUGGCGGAUCUGAACUCCCCCAAAAAUCGUGACCCGAGAGAAACCCUAGCCCCCGGAGGUUUUCCGCCCCCACGACCGCCGUGGCGCCUCGCCGGAGAGCUCGGCCCGCCGCCGACGCCGGCGCAGGCCCGUCCUCCCCGGACGCCGGCGACGAUGCGCCGCUCGCCGGCGACGACGACGCGGCCGCCGGGGCCUCGCCGGAGGCUGGCGGCGUCGGCACGUCCGAGCAGGCCAGGAAGGCGCUGUCGCUGCGCUCGCCGUUCGACGGCGAGGAGGCGGCGGCCCGGAACCCUCUGCUGCCCGCCCGGGUCGCCAGAUGGGCGGUGGUCGGCGACAUGCGGAGGAAGCACAAGAAGGCUCAGCCGCCGGAGCCGGCAGCUGCUGUGGAGCAGCCCAAAGCGAGAUCCAAUGCUUUCUGGGACAGGAUGGAGCCUUAUUUCCGGGAUAUGACGUUGCAGGAUUUGGAGAUGGCAGAGCCCAAGCCUCUCUCCAGUUCCAGCUGGCUCGAUCCAUGCCUUCUUGUGCCGUUUGUGGGCAGCGGCAAGAAAGUGUUGCGGAGGCAUGUUGAUCCGUCUGAUGUGGCCGUGGUCGCCGAAAACUCGAGUUCCAACUCGAUGGAGUUGGAGAACGGCAUGGUGCAUAGCAAACAUGAUCCACAUGAGAGCUCAGAUUUUGUUUGGAACAGUGUGGAGCUAGUCAAUAGCAAUGGGACCAGUGGAGAGCACUGUGAACGGGAUAUGCAGGAGGUGAUUUUGCACCAAGACGAGCAGCCGCUGGUAAUUGAACUAGAUCCAGGCAAGAGAGAUGGUGUUGUUUUACCAGGCCUCAGCCAGAAUCCGGACUCCUCAUUGAGUUGGCUCCUAGGAGCAAGAGGACGGGCUGUGCUCACUUCGGAGCGCCCAAACAAGAAGAGGAAGCUGCUGGGUGCAGAUGCUGGGCUUGAGCAGCUUGUGGUCCUGCCACCCUUAGAAGGUGACUCUGGUUCAAAGUGUGAUGUAUGUUGUUUGGGAGAGAGUGAUGCUGCAUCCAAUAGGAUGCUCCAGUGCAAUCGCUGCAAGGUGUCGGUGCACCAGAAGUGUUAUGGUGUGCAGGUCGAGCCAGAUGGCUAUUGGAUGUGUGCCUUGUGUGAACGGAGGUUGACACAGAGUGAUGCAGGAAGGAUUGCGUUUAUGCCUUGUGUGCUUUGCUCAACGGAGAAAGGUGCUUUGAAACCUGUAAAAUGUGAGCCUGGUGGAAUUGCAAAUGGGGGCAACCUGAAUUUUGCACACUUGUUCUGUAGUCUAUGGUCACCGGAGGUUUUUGUAGAGGACAUGGACUCAAUGGAACCUAUCGCAAAUAUCGAAGACAUCCCAGAGAAGCGGACAAAAAUGGUCUGCACUAUUUGCAAGAUUAUGCGUGGUGCAUGUGUUCGAUGUAGCCAUGGGACAUGCCGGGCUUGCUUUCAUCCUAUAUGCGCAAGAGAGAAGAAGCAUCAGAUGGAGAUAUGGGGAAAAUCUGGGCUUAAGAAUGUUGAGUUGCGUAUAUUUUGCUCGAAGCAUUCUAGAGUCAGAGGAAUCAGCUCCGUACACCAUGUCAAUGGUUUUGCUGAACAGGAUACCACACAAGUUGGGCUGGAUGAUGAAAAUUUUGCUCAAAUAAGAUCUAAACGCAAGAGUAAGGACAAAUUCAUGAACUUCACAUCCAUGAGCUCUAGUUUGUCCAGCCAAAAUAAAGCGCAGACAACAGAGCUGGUAACGUCAACAUGUGCUGUUAGAGGCACGGAAAGUCAACAAGUUCAAUGCACAAAUAUGGUUGUUGAUCAGCCUACAGGAGCUGGGAAUGUUGUGAGCAGUUCUGGUGAUGUUUCUACAUUUCUGAGAAAGCUAAUUGACCAAGGAAAAGUUAGUGUUGGUGAUAUACAAUCAGAACUGGGUCUCUCAUCUGAAUCGUUGGAAGCUGCUCUUGUGCCUGAAACAUCCACCUUCUCCCCUGGUCUGAAGUUGAAAAUCAUCAAGUUGCUGCAAAACUCUAUUCAUGUGCCUUCUGUUCAAGUGAAAUCUCUAAAAGAGGGUUCUGUGGCACCGGAAGGUCCAUUGGAUAGAAGUGAAAGUAAGAAAGUAACUGAUUCACAACUUGGCUCAGAACUUGAGGAAGGCAUCUCUUCAUUUGAUCAUUGUUUCCCGGAUGGUGAUAAAGCUAAUAAAGACACUGAUUCAGUUGAAAAUUGCGUGCACACUUGUCAUGAUGGUGGUGACGACCAUAUUUCGCGCCAACCUUUUCUUACUAUUGAUGGUCAUGACUACUAUAUUCAUCCAUCUAUUGAGACAAUGUUGCAGAAUUUGUGCGACCAUAUUCCGAAUCAAAAUAAACAGGCUGAACAUUAUCAUGGAGAAUUAUCCUACCCUCAUGACCAAAACCUUGGUGGUUCACCAACAAAACUUGAGCAAUUAACAGAUAUAGUUGCAGUUGAUCAGGCUUCUAAAGCAGAUUCAUUAGGUAUUUUGGAGCAUUCACCCCAUGACGAAAUAGAAGGAGAAAUAGUUUAUUUACAAUCCAGGCUACUCAAUGAUGUUGCUGCUAUGAACCAGAGAUAUGAAGAUCUUAUGCCUAAGGUUGUCCAGAGUCUUCCUCAAGAAAUGGAUUCUUCCAAUAAAAGAAAAUGGGACCAUAUCAUUGUGAACCAGUUCCUUCGUGAUAUAAGGGAAGCUAAGAAACGCGGGAACACAGAGAGGAGACACAAAGAAGCUCAGGCUAUCCUAGCUGCAACUGCACCUAUUGCUGCACCCACCUCAAAAGAUGUAAACAUUCGGAAAGAGACAGAAAAUGAUGCUGUGCCUGUCAAACAAGAGAGUAUUACCAAAGUCCAUGCUGGAUCUUUAAGAGUCAGCCAAUUGACUUCGUUGCCACAAACAAAGGAUCCAUCAUUUUCUAACAGUAAAGUCUCAGCGGAUACUAAUUUUGGCAUUUUCGAUCUGGCAAAAUUUUCCAAGAAAAAUGGUCUUCCGUGUGAUGUGUGCAUGCGACGUGAGACUGUAUUGAACCGAGUAUUUCUCUGCUCAAGCUGCAAGGCUGCUGUCCACUUGGACUGUUACCAGAGUCGAACGAAUCCCACCGGCCCCUGGAAGUGUGAACGUUGCCAAGAGAUGCUAUCAGAUGCUGUCGUGUCGGAUAGUCAAUCAGACUGCAGUGGUUCAAAAUCCUGGUUGGUGCAGUGCGGUUUGUGCCAUGGUACAUCAGGAGCUCUUCGGAAGACUACAAACGGGCAAUGGGUUCAUGCUUUUUGUGCCGAGUGGCUCCUGGAGAACUCAUUCAUAAGGGGACAAUGCAAUCCAGUAGAUGGAAUGGAGGGUCUUCUUAAGGGGAAAGACACAUGCUCAAUCUGCCAACACAAUGUUGGCACAUGCUUGAAGUGCAGCACUGUAGGCUGUCAAGUUACUUUCCACCCUGCAUGUGCUAGAGAUGCUGGUCUUUACAUGAACACAAAAAAGUUUGGGAGCUUGUGGCAACACAAAGCAUAUUGUGGCAAUCACAGUAUUGAGCAAAAAAAGGUCGACUCUCAACAAUAUGGACCCGCGGAAGUCAAGAUCAUGAAACAAAUGAGGGUUGAAUUGGAAAGAUUACGUCUUCUUUGCGAGAGGGUUGUUAAAAGAGAAAAGGAGAAGAAAGAGUUGCUUGUAUGUGAACAUGAUAUACUUGCUGUGAAGAGGGACUAUGUUGCCUUCUCGAUGCGGGCUUCAUGUUAUACGCCUGCACCUGGAGCAAGUUCAGAAUCUGCCACUACUUCCGUUAAUAACAAUUCGUAUGGUGGAAAAAGGCAAAGGUCGGAUGAUAUCACAGUGAGAUCAGACGAUGUGACAGUGGAUAGUACUAUUCCCAGGAAACACACUAUCAGGUUCCCAGUGCAUAGCAAGGACACUGAUAGGAAUACAGCUGACAGUUCGACAUCAACAAUAUCAUACAAGCGUAAGUUGGAUGAUGUGGAAUCACUCGCUCUUAAGAAUCUUCAAGAAAGAGCAGCUACUGCCAUGCAGAAAUCAGAAGACGGAGAAACAAAGUCAACAGAUAAUGCCUUGCAGAAAUCAGAAGACGGAGAAACAAAGUCAACAGAUUAUGCCUUGCAGAAAUCAGAAGACGGAGAAACAAAGUCAACAGAUAAUGCCUUGCAGAAAUCAGAAGACGGAGAAACAAAGUCAACAGAUAAUGCCUUGCAGAAAUCAGAAGACGGAGAAAUAAAGUCAACAGAUAAUGCCUUGCAGAUAUCAGAAGACGGAGAAACAAAGUCAGCAGAUAAAAAGCAUGAGGAAACAGCUAAAAAGGAGCCUGCUAUCACAUCUGACCAAGCUGUGUCGCAGAAACAACACCCUCCAAAGAGACUUGUUUAUACUCGCCGUGGCUCCUCCAAAAAGAAGCAACGGAGUCAGGAUGUUGUAGUACAAGGGCCUGUUGGUGGAUAGCAGCAGCGUAUCGAAGUGGCUCCUUCCUCCAUGGCCAGGGAACAUGGUUUCUUGCCCGGCGUCCGAAAAGCAGAUUGCAGCAAGCGGGGCUGGCCAGUGUUACCAUCUCAUCACACAGCCAAUGGGGGCACGGACGGGCGGAGGUUAUAAAAUGGUGUGCACCGAGCCCUGCAGUGUGAUUUGAGCUUCCAGCCAGAAGGUUUGACCCCUUGAGCUGAUGCCACUCAGAUGACGUGGCGGCAUGGGUGAAUUCAUCCACUGAUUAAGUUAUUCGAGGGCAGAUUUUGUGAAAUAUGCUCUGUACGUUGUCAUCUCUGUAGUCAUUAGUUUAGUCUUGUAACAGAGAACAAGUAGCUACAUCUGGUGGAUGAUGAAAGAAGAGGGAGGGGUAGUAGGGGGGUUGUCACUGACUGACAUCUGUAGUUGACAAAUUGACUUCUGUAGUUAACGUAGGCCAUCCAUCUGCACAUGAAUUAUCUCUGUACAACAGCAGCAGCAUAUGUAGGCCCGAAUGUACACAGAAAUUUGACUGCUCGGUUGAUCAGUAGUGUGGGUGUGCUUACAGCUUACAUUAGCUUGUGACCUUUGAGACGAAACGUUGCCAAUUUCAUGAAUCCUGGUAGAGCACAGCAACUUGUUGUUUAAAUUCUUUA
Messenger RNA from Aegilops tauschii subsp. strangulata, 5133 nucleotides. RefSeq lists its product as uncharacterized. NCBI's taxonomy places the organism in Eukaryota, Viridiplantae, Streptophyta, Magnoliopsida, Poales, Poaceae. Gene Ontology annotation, biological process: regulation of transcription by RNA polymerase II. The record is from RefSeq and is a predicted model, not a curated record.